Molecule: messenger RNA, 897 nt
Organism: Penicillium verrucosum
Lineage: Eukaryota; Fungi; Ascomycota; Eurotiomycetes; Eurotiales; Aspergillaceae
Exons: 1
Coding region: 1-897 (298 amino acids)
Source: RefSeq, a predicted model, not a curated record
AUGCACUUCACCGCCCCCUCCGUGGCCCUGCUGGCUCUCGCAGCCGGUGUCCAGGCCGGUGGCGCCAAACAGCACCACGAACCCCCCGUCCAAAGCGGAAAGGGUAUUGGCAAGCACCAAGCUAGCGGUGCCUCUGGUACCGGUGUUCAGACUGGCACUCAUCCCAUUGCCACCGGUCACCACAACAACGGCACCGGUACACAGACUGGUAGCCACCCCAUCGUCACUGGCACCCACAACAACGGUACCCACGCCGGCGGCAAGAACAGCACCAUCAUCGUCACGGGUACUGCCCCCUGCUUCAACUGCCACGGUAGCUCGACCAUCCCUGUCAAUGUCCCUACCAAGAGUCCCUCUGCCUCUGGUGGUGCUGGCCACGUUGGCGGUGGCUCUAGCACGGGCACUGGCUCUGGCUCUGGCACUGGCUCUGGCACUGACUCUGGCUCUGGCUCCGGGGGUUCCUCCUCCGGUGGUGGUGUUGUCGGUGGCUCCGGCUCCGGCUCCGGAACCGAGUCUGGUUCUGGCUCUGGCUCUGGCUCUGGCUCUGGCUCUGGCUCUGGCUCUGGCUCUGACUCUGGCUCUGGCUCCGGGGGUUCCUCCUCCGGUGGUGGUGUUGUCGGUGGCUCCGGCUCCGGAACCGGAACCGAGUCUGGUUCUGGCUCUGGCUCUGGAAGCAACGGUUCUGGCUCUGGCUCCGGCUCUGGCUCUGGAUCUGGCACUGGCACUGGCACUGGUUCUGGUUCUGGCUCCGGCUCUGGAACCGAAGGCUCUGCCUCCCCCAGCUCUACCGAAUACACCCCCUCCAGCCCCGGCUCCAAGGUCAUCACACCCCAGGUCGGAGUCCUCAGCGCUGUUAUUGGCAGUAUUGUCUACGGUGCCGUUAUGCUUCUUGCCUAA